GAUCAAGGGAUGCGUGAUUUGAUAAAACAAUUAGAUGCAACACAUUUGGAUCAUGAUCAAAGUUUACAGGAGAAAACGAAACCUCCAGAGCGUUCAUUAUUACAUCGUGCAUUUCGCAAACACGUCCAUAUAGGUAACGAAAUCAGAGAUUUCAAUAAAAAAGAAGAAGUCAUUGGGAUUAUAGCUGAAGAAGAAGGUGCGCCACGUAUAAAGUGCAUCAAAGACGAAAAAUUGUAUUCAACCUUUAAUGCAUUUUUCAUGGCACAUUACGGGGACCGUCCAAGACCAACUUACCGUGAGAAAAUUCGCAUUGUAAAUUAUAUUUCUUACGAAGAAUUGAGUGAUCUUUAUGAUAAACCUCAAAAAGAGAAAGAGCAGGAUAAGAAAUAA
Funneliformis mosseae is the source of this 390-nucleotide messenger RNA. Lineage: Eukaryota; Fungi; Glomeromycota; Glomeromycetes; Glomerales; Glomeraceae. The record is from the annotation of a GenBank genome assembly.